AUGGUGAUGACCACCAAGGAAGUGGUGCUGCCGAAACUGCGCACCGUAGAGUUGGCUUUUUUUGAAGAAUCUGAUUUUGAGUACGAUUUGCCCCCACCCGAAGAGGACGAGGGCGCGGAGGAUGACGACAUCUUCGUUGGUAUCGAAGGCAGUGACGUCAAAGGCGAAAGCGUCGACGACAAAGACAAAGAAGGUGACGUCGAACGCAAAGACGGCAACGUCAUAGCCGUAGUGGACGACAUCCAAGUCGAAGUGGACGACGUCCAAGGCGAUGUGGACGUCAUAGGUGAGGAGGUUGUCAUAAGCGAGGAGGCCGCCAUAGGGGAUGGCAAAGCCAAAGAAGUCAUAGGCGAUCAGGACGACCUCCAAAGCAAACGCGAUGAGAACGACAUUGUUGGCGAACUGGACGAAAUCCACGGUCAAGUGGACGUCGCCCAGGGCCGAGUGAACGGCGUCCAGGCUCAAGAGGACGACGUCCAAAGCAAAGUUGUUAACUUCCAAGGCGAUGGUGUCGUCGUAGGCGAGGAGGUCCUGAUAGGCGAAGGCGAGGGGUGUGGAACUGACUCGGCCGAAGGCAAAGCCGAGAACGAGGAGAACGACGUUGAGGGCGAAGAGGGCGAGGGCAAAGCUAUGGAAGAGGAGAACGAUGUUGAGGGCGAAGAGGACGAGGUAGACGAGGAUGAUGACGAAGACGAAGAUGAUGACAACGAGGAUGAUCACAACGAGGAUGAUGAAGACGUAGACGAGGAUGAUGACGAAUAUGACGUCACACUGGACGACAUCUUUUCGAACCUCUGGGACUACGAGGUCGAGGAGGAAGAAGAACAACAGCGUGAGCCCGACUCGUCCUUGUUCGAAGCCCUCCGCUCCCUGCUGCUGCCGCACGAGGCAACGCUGCACCAUCUCAAGCUCGACUCGCCGCAGCUGCUGCCGCUCCUGGACCCCUUUGCCAGCGGGCUGCAGCGGCUCACCCUGACCCUCGACUGUGACCACCACCUGAAGGGACUACAGCAAAUGACCGGGCUCAAACACCUCACCGUAUUCCUCAAGAACGACUUCUUCGUGAACUAUGGGGUCGCCGCAUUGUUGAAGUCGUGCCCCAGCCCACUACAGCGCCUCGAGCUCAGGGGUUGCACUGACGAUUCAGUUCGAGCCCUGGGAGCGGUCGGGAUUACCAGUCUGCAGCACCUCGUGCUCUCCUUCCGCUCGAGCGUGGGAGCGCUGUCGCUGGGGGUGGCGCUGGCGGGCCUUCCCAACCUACGCUCGCUCCGCCUCCUGGGGCUCCACAAUAAGCCAACCGUGAUCCUCUCAGGUCUCUCCGCCGCCGCCAUGCCAAAGCUCGCCGUCAUCGUCUUCACGGACGGCACCGGGAGUGGCUCCGACUCAGCCAGCGUCUAUUCGGGCUAUCAAGACUGCCAGGACCUGGUGCGCCGCGCCUCCAUGCCUCUCCACGUGGUCGCCGUCUUCCGCGAGGAGCGCGACAGGCACAUGAUGUUCUUCAGGCACCCCGCAGGCGAGCUGUGUCCGUUGUGCGCCGAGGCCGAAGCUGCUGCUAGUUUUCGCGUCCUAAAGAACCGCCCUUUUGAGCGUAUUCAGGUAGAGUAGUGAAUAAAACACAAUGCAUACAUGUAAACGCAUUAUCAUCGUGUAAAGCAAACGACGUAUUUGCAUAGUCGCUAAAAUUUGCCAACGUGAUUAUGUCAUUUAGACGUGUGCCACGUCGGGAUGAUGAAAAUGAAAGUAUUGUGUAAAGUUUUCCCCUUCUUUUGAAUAUAAGAUUACAGACCUACUUACCUUCAGAUCUACUUACUUACCUGUAACUGUACAAAUUUAUAGAAUAAAGUAGUUCUAGUUGAUUUUCUUAAUAACUGAAGAGCUAUUGAAAUACAGUGUAAAUGCCAAUGUGAAAUGCAUAA
This is a messenger RNA of Frankliniella occidentalis (western flower thrips), 1916 nucleotides long. RefSeq lists its product as uncharacterized. The transcript has 5 exons. Lineage: Eukaryota; Metazoa; Arthropoda; Insecta; Thysanoptera; Thripidae. The record is from RefSeq and is a predicted model, not a curated record. Bases 1 to 1605 code for a protein of 534 amino acids.